Molecule: messenger RNA, 2499 nt
Organism: Chenopodium quinoa (quinoa)
Lineage: Eukaryota; Viridiplantae; Streptophyta; Magnoliopsida; Caryophyllales; Amaranthaceae
Product: heat shock cognate 70 kDa protein 2-like
Exons: 2
Coding region: 310-2259 (649 amino acids)
Biological process (GO): cellular response to unfolded protein; protein refolding
Cellular component (GO): cytoplasm
Molecular function (GO): ATP hydrolysis activity; ATP-dependent protein folding chaperone; heat shock protein binding
Source: RefSeq, a predicted model, not a curated record
CCACUAAAGGAGCAUGUGAACCCACUAAACAAAAAGUAACAAUAAAAAAAAAUAAAAAUCAACGCAAUAAUAGCUGUAUAUUACCUUGCUCCUUCCCGUUAAGCUUUUUCCACCGUCCUUAAUUCCUGCUUAAAAUCAUCAACCAAGAACAUUCUAGAACCAACAAACUCCCCCACUUCCUAUAUAAACCCCUCUUCCUCCAAACCCUAAUUUCAAACCCAUUUUAUUCUUCCCCAAUUUUGCAGCAACCAAAUUCUCAAUUUUCUCUCUCCUCUUUUCCCUUUCUCUCUAAAAACAGUGUGCACAACAAUGUCCGGUAAAGGUGAAGGUCCGGCGAUCGGUAUCGAUCUCGGCACGACCUACUCGUGUGUUGGAGUAUGGCAACACGACCGUGUUGAGAUCAUUGCUAAUGAUCAGGGUAACAGAACGACACCGUCUUAUGUUGCUUUCACCGAUUCCGAGAGGUUGAUCGGUGAUGCUGCUAAGAAUCAGGUUGCCAUGAACCCUGUCAACACCGUUUUUGAUGCUAAGCGGUUGAUUGGUAGAAGAUUCAGUGAUGCUUCAGUUCAGAGUGACAUGAAGCUCUGGCCAUUCAAGGUGAUCCCUGGUGCUGGUGACAAACCUAUGAUUGUCGUCUCAUACAAGGGUGAAGACAAGCAGUUUGCGGCUGAGGAGAUUUCAUCGAUGGUUCUCAUUAAGAUGAGAGAAAUCGCUGAGGCGUUCCUUGGUUCAACAGUGAAGAACGCUGUUGUGACAGUUCCUGCCUAUUUCAAUGACUCUCAGCGUCAAGCCACAAAGGACGCUGGAGUUAUUGCUGGUUUGAACGUUAUGCGAAUUAUUAAUGAGCCUACCGCAGCUGCCAUUGCCUACGGUCUUGACAAGAAGGCCACCAGUGUUGGUGAGAAGAAUGUCUUGAUCUUUGAUCUUGGUGGUGGUACUUUUGAUGUCUCUCUUCUCACUAUUGAAGAGGGUAUUUUCGAAGUUAAAGCCACCGCUGGAGAUACCCAUCUUGGUGGUGAAGAUUUUGAUAACAGAAUGGUUAAUCACUUUGUGCAAGAGUUUAAGAGGAAGCACAAAAAGGACAUUAAUGGCAAUCCUAGAGCUCUUAGACGGUUGAGGACUUCUUGUGAGAGAGCAAAGAGGACUCUCUCAUCUACUGCUCAAACAACCAUUGAGAUUGAUUCUCUAUACGAGGGUGUUGACUUUUACACAACCAUUACUCGUGCCCGUUUCGAAGAGUUGAACAUGGAUUUGUUUAGGAAGUGUAUGGAGCCAGUUGAGAAAUGUUUGAGAGAUGCAAAGAUGGACAAGAGCACUGUACACGAUGUUGUUCUUGUUGGUGGUUCUACCAGAAUUCCCAAGGUCCAGCAGCUAUUGCAAGAUUUCUUCAACGGCAAAGAGCUCUGCAAAAGCAUUAACCCUGAUGAGGCUGUUGCUUAUGGGGCUGCUGUCCAAGCCGCUAUCUUGAGUGGUGAGGGCAACGAGAAGGUGCAGGAUCUUUUGUUGUUGGAUGUUACUCCUCUAUCUCUGGGUUUGGAGACAGCUGGAGGUGUCAUGACAGUGUUGAUCCCAAGGAACACAACCAUCCCAACCAAGAAGGAACAAGUGUUCUCAACUUACUCCGACAACCAGCCUGGUGUGUUGAUCCAGGUUUAUGAGGGAGAAAGAACAAGAACAAGGGACAACAACUUGCUUGGUAAAUUUGAGCUUUCUGGCAUUCCACCAGCACCUAGGGGUGUUCCUCAGAUCACUGUGUGCUUUGAUAUUGAUGCCAACGGUAUCUUGAAUGUGUCUGCUGAGGAUAAAACCACCGGGCAGAAGAACAAGAUCACCAUCACAAAUGACAAGGGCAGGCUCUCAAAGGAAGAGAUUGAGAAGAUGGUUCAAGAGGCCGAGAAGUACAAGUCUGAGGAUGAAGAGCACAAGAAGAAGGUCGAGUCAAAGAACGCUCUUGAGAACUACGCCUACAACAUGAGAAACACCGUGAAGGAUGAGAAGAUCAGCUCCAAGCUCUCAGAAGCUGAUAAGAAGAAGAUCGAGGAAGCCAUUGACAGUGCAAUCCAAUGGCUUGACAGCAACCAGCUUGCUGAGGCUGAUGAGUUCGAUGAUAAGAUGAAAGAGCUUGAGGGCAUCUGCAACCCCAUCAUCGCAAAGAUGUACCAAGGUGCUGGCGGUGAGACGGGUGGUGCUCCCAUGGAUGAUGAUGAAGGUCCUGCUGCCGCAAGCGGCCCAGGACCCAAGAUUGAGGAAGUCGACUAAGUUCUCUGCCUUGGUUUUGUAUGGGCAGUUUUUGAAGAAUUUUGAUUUCGUUCCCUAUCUAGUAGAAACAAUAUCUUUCGUAUUCCCUAUUAAAAUUUUGCUUAAAUGCAGCUGUGUUCAUUUUUAAGAUGAGCUUGGUCUGCUAUAUUCAAUGUCUGUUUUGUCCCAACUCUGACUAUUUGGUAUUAUACUAUUAUUAGCAUCUUAAUAUGUCCGACUUAAUCAGGGAAAUGCUUUGUG